GUCGAUUACUAUUGGUUGGCGCUUCGGGUUCCCGGAACUCAGUGGGCGUGGCGCGAAGGCUGAAGGGAGUGUGGCAGACGGCACCGGGAAACCGGGGAGUCGGCAUGCCUCGGUAUGCGCAGCUGGUCAUGGGCCCCGCAGGCAGCGGGAAGAGCACCUACUGUGCCACCAUGGUCCAACACUGUGAAGCCCUCAAUCGGUCUGUCCAAGUGGUCAACCUAGAUCCUGCAGCAGAACAUUUCAACUACCCUGUGAUGGCUGACAUCCGGGAACUGAUCGAAGUGGAUGAUGUGAUGGAGGAUGAUUCUCUGAGGUUCGGUCCCAAUGGAGGGUUGGUGUUUUGCAUGGAGUACUUUGCCAAUAAUUUCGACUGGCUAGAAAACUGCCUUGGCCAUGUGGAGGACGACUACAUUCUUUUUGAUUGCCCAGGUCAGAUUGAGCUGUACACGCACCUGCCUGUGAUGAAACAGCUGGUCCAGCAACUGGAGCAGUGGGAGUUCCGAGUGUGUGGAGUGUUUCUUGUUGAUUCUCAGUUCAUGGUGGAGUCAUUCAAGUUUAUUUCUGGCAUCUUGGCAGCCCUGAGUGCUAUGAUUUCUCUAGAAAUUCCACAAGUUAACAUCAUGACAAAAAUGGAUCUGCUGAGUAAGAAAGCUAAAAAGGAAAUUGAAAAGUUUCUAGAUCCAGACAUGUACUCCUUCUUAAAAGAUUCGACAAGUGACUUAAGAAGCAAAAAAUUCAAGAAGUUGACUAAAGCGAUUUGUGGACUGAUUGAUGACUACAGCAUGGUUCGAUUUUUACCUUACGAUCAGUCAGAUGAAGAAAGCAUGAACAUUGUAUUACAGCAUAUUGAUUUUGCCAUUCAGUACGGAGAAGACUUAGAAUUUAAAGAACCCAAGGAACAUGAAGAUGAGUCUUCCUCUUUGUUUGAUGAAUAUUUUCAAGAACACCAGAAUGAAUGAAGAGUUUACUGAAAAGUAACUGUAUGUGAAGAGCUUGUGACCGAAUCAACAGAGGAUGCAAAUCUUCAAAGGAUGCAAUAGUAGUCAGCUGCUCUUUUAAUGGAAAAAAAUGAGUACUUGGCCCUUUAUCAGGAGCAUGCCUCAGUCAGGUCCUGAGUUCAAGUGAAAUCUUGCCAGGCACUUUUUUAGAGGUGCACACCUCUAAUCCCAACAGCUCAGAAGACUGACAGGAAGAUCGAAAGUUCACUUUUCAGGGCUGGGAGUGAAGCUUAAGUGGUACAGCACUUGGUAGCAUGAGCCCACCCUGGGUGUAAGUCACAUCACUGCAAAAAAACAGGGGAUCUUUUAUUCUAAUAGCAUCAAUUGAAUUUUUGUUGUUGUUUGGAUAUUGUUUGUGGUUGUUAGUGGCUGUUACACCGGGGGCCCCUUGGCCACUGAGCUACAUCUCCACCCCUUUUUAUUUUCUUUUGAGAUAGGGUUUCACUAAAUUGCUGAGGCUGGCCUUGAUGCCGGUCUCAAACUGAGUUGUUGGAAUCACAGGUGUGUGCCACCACGCCUAGUAUCAGUUGAGAUUUUAAGUGUCAAACUGAAAAGAGGUUUGGGGAUGUAGUGCAGCAGUGGGGUAUUUGCCUCACACACACACAAAGCCCCUGGGUUCAUACCCCAGCAUGCAAAAAAAGAAAUGAAUGCACAUAAAUUUGUACAUAAUAUAAAUUCACACCUGGGCUACAUAUAGUUAAGGACAUUCUAACUUUAUUUUUUGCUUGGUUUUUUUGUUGUUUGCUGGGGGUUUCUUUUGGGGCACGAAUUCCCGUAACAAGAUAUACAUAUGUAUAUCCAAAGGAAAAGUCCACAAGGGUAUAGAAUCUAAAAAGACCAUUGCUUAUCUGUAUGUUUUUAUUUUCCUACAUUGACUAUGUGCCAUUUAUAAAAUUUUAAAAAGUAGCUGUGUUUUUGAGGCAUAUACGUAGGUGUAGGAAAGAAACAGAAAGGUAGCACUAACCUUUCAUUACACUCUUGUUUUCCAGGCAGAAUUUGAAAUUCAGAGCCAGGCAAACUUUUGAAUGAGUGAAUUUCCCCAAGUGUCAAUGUAGGCAGUGAUUGUUUUUAGAAAUUGGUUUAUAGUUUCCGAGCACUUCAAAGUUUAUACAUUCCUUGAGUAAUAAAUAUACACUGAAGUGCAAAUGA
Molecule: messenger RNA, 2147 nt
Organism: Sciurus carolinensis (gray squirrel)
Lineage: Eukaryota; Metazoa; Chordata; Mammalia; Rodentia; Sciuridae
Gene: Gpn3
Product: GPN-loop GTPase 3
Exons: 8
Coding region: 105-959 (284 amino acids)
Molecular function (GO): GTPase activity
Source: RefSeq, a predicted model, not a curated record